AGGGUUUGCUGCAUUAUGGAGCCGCGCAAGCGUUCUAGACGCGAACAAAAUAGCCGGGGUGAUCGGCAGCAGCACAGCUUUAGUCCUCCACGACGAGUACAGGUAUCAACACCCACGCACCACCACAAAAGUCUAUUGUCACAUUCUCGCUCAAUUCCACGUUGCCCUCCAUUCGAUAACACCAAGAAAAUAUACAAAAUGAGUUUCUCUUCGGACGCCUCUUCGGCAUCGGCAGCAGUGGACGCGGCGGCGGCGGCACAGAAAAAAUUGAAUUUAGAAAAAGCGACCAACUUUAUGAAGCAAUACAGAGACCCGCACAGCCGUGAAUUGAAAAAAUUGUCGGCUAACCAGUUCAUGGACGUCUGGAGCCACUAUGACAAGGACGGUAAUGGAUACAUCGAAGGAACCGAGCUGGACGGCUUUCUGAGAGAAUUUGUCUCCAGCGCUAAUACCGCGGACGUCAGCCCAGAGGCGGUUUCGGAUGCCAUGUUGGUGGAGCUCAAGCAAUGUUUCAUGGAGGCCUACGACGAUAAUCAAGACGGGAAAAUUGACAUCCGUGAACUUGCUCAACUUUUGCCCAUGGAAGAGAACUUUCUACUUCUAUUCAGAUUCGAUAAUCCAUUAGACUCCAGUGUCGAGUUCAUGAAGAUUUGGAGAGAAUACGACACUGAUGGCAGUGGAUAUAUUGAAGCUGACGAGCUAAAGAACUUUUUAAGAGAUUUGCUGAAAGAAGCGAAAAAAAUCAAUGACGUGUCAGAGGACAAACUCAUCGAAUACACCGAUACAAUGUUGCAAGUAUUCGACUCAAAUAAGGAUGGGAAAUUGCAGCUUUCUGAGAUGGCCAAGUUGUUGCCCGUCAAGGAGAACUUUUUGUGCCGGCAAGUGUUCAAAGGAGCAACAAAAUUGACAAAGGAUGAUAUCGAAAGAGUAUUUUCAUUGUAUGAUCGAGAUAACAAUGGCACGAUUGAAAACGAGGAACUUCGCGGCUUUCUAAAGGAUCUGCUCGAGCUGGUUAAAAAGGAUUAUGAUGCUGACGACUUGCAAGACUUCGAGGAAACUAUACUGCGAGGGGUGGAUUACAACGACGACGGGAAAAUCAACAGGAAAGAGUUGACAAUGAUACUCCUUGCACUGGCGAAGCACAACCAGGAGGACGACUCUGCCGCUAAAAAGGAAUAACUGUUUUUAAACUCAAACCAAUCGUCGUAUGCAGAAAAAAAAAAUAAUAAUAAUAAGUAAUCGUGCACACUAUUGCGUAUUUCCGUGACGAAAUCCGUAUGCAUUUGUUGUUAUUUUGAUAUUAUUAUUAACUAAACUUAAGUACGUUUGUUGUUUUAAAUUUUAACUGUAGGAAUAUUAUUCUGUUUUGUUUUGUUAUUAUCAUUGUAACUCGGAAGCAAUAAUUUCCAUUCCAUAAUAAUAUUAUAUAAUACUAGGUUAAUGGCUAAGAAUUUCAUUCUUAUUGCACUAUACUUGCACUUUUGUCUUUCAAUUUUCGUUUUAAUUAAUAACUAAAAAAAAAAUCAUCUCUUCCAGAGGUAAAUGUAAAACAAUAAUCAUACCUAACAGUUGUUUUUAUAGCAUGCAUAGAUGCUGUAAUAUUAUAAAAGAUCUACUAUACUAAAAUAAUUAAUACGCUACUUUUUGCCAGUUUUCAUAGCCUAUUAAUAUAAUAUGAUUAUAAUUGUAUUCAUUUUUAACUUAUUAACGUUAUACAGUAGUCAUUAUUUUAGUGAAUAGUAUUAAAUGUUUAAAACAACCGUUACUCAUUAUAGUGUUAUUUUAAUUGAUUGUUUCCGAUAUUCUGAUAUUAGUGCAGUAGAUAUAAAUAGUUAUAUUAUGUUUAAACUUUAAACGUACAUAUAUUUUAAAAUUUUAAAUCUUAAGUGUUCUUUUAUUAUUAUAACUCGUUUCCGUAUAUACAAAUAAUAUAAUAACUAUAACUGAA
This is a messenger RNA of Rhopalosiphum padi (bird cherry-oat aphid), 1948 nucleotides long. It is a transcript of the gene Cbp53E, whose product is annotated as calbindin-32. Gene Ontology annotation, cellular component: terminal bouton; dendrite; synapse. The coding region runs from base 16 to 1179 and encodes 387 amino acids. Gene Ontology annotation, molecular function: calcium ion binding. Lineage: Eukaryota; Metazoa; Arthropoda; Insecta; Hemiptera; Aphididae. The transcript is spliced from 12 exons. The record is from RefSeq and is a predicted model, not a curated record. Gene Ontology annotation, biological process: regulation of presynaptic cytosolic calcium ion concentration; regulation of long-term synaptic potentiation.